UAUUCAUUCAUUCAUCACACCGGCACCGGCACAUCUGUGCGCGUCCAUGCCUCCUCCGGACGCGUCUCCAAGUCCAUGGACGAGACGGAACCGGCGGCGGCAGGAUGGUCGUUGUGGGAGCGAGUAACGGAACUUUCGGGAGUGGAAAUCUGAGGUCGUCGUUCAUGCGGGAGGACCGGGACCCCGGCGGCUCCACCAACAUGAUGAUCGCGGAGUCUCUGGCUCCGCGGCUGCUGAAGAUCGCGCAGGACGCGGCGGAGGCGGCGGCGGCGGCGGCGGCGGCCACGUCCCCGUCCAGCCAGCCGCAGGUGAUGGAGACCAACGGGACGCGCUGCGGAGAGCUGAUCCUGAGCUACGGCCGCGUGGAGAAGGUCCUGAUCGGGGGGGUGCUCACCAUGCUCACCCUGUCCACCAUCUGCGGGAACCUGCUGGUGGUCAUCUCCGUGUGCUUCGUCAAGAAGCUGCGCCAGCCCUCCAACUACCUGAUCGUGUCGCUGGCGGUGGCGGACCUGUCCGUGGCUCUGGCCGUCAUGCCCUUCGUCAGCAUCACGGACCUGAUCGGCGGCCAGUGGAUCUUCGGGCAGGUCUUCUGUAACGUCUUCAUCGCCAUGGACGUGAUGUGCUGCACCGCCUCCAUCAUGACUCUGUGCGUAAUCAGCAUCGACAGGUAUUUGGGCAUCACCAAGCCGCUGACGUACCCGGUGCGUCAGAACGGCUGCUGCAUGGCCAAGAUGGUGGUGUCGGUGUGGCUGCUGUCCGCCUCCAUCACGCUGCCGCCGCUGUUCGGCUGGGCGCAGAACGUCAACGACGGCCGGGUCUGCCUCAUCAGCCAGGACUUCGGCUACACCGUCUACUCCACCGCCGUGGCGUUCUACAUCCCCAUGUCCGUCAUGCUCAUCAUGUACUACCGCAUCUACCGGGCGGCCAAGCUGAGCGCCGCCAAGCACACCAUCACCGGCUUCCCCCGGGAGGGGGAGCACCGCGGGGGGGCGGCGCCGCGGGGAGGCGGGCCCGGGGCGCACGGCGCUCCGCCGCCCGCCGGACCGGGGGAGACGGCCAGCGUCGAGGGGACGGAGGCGGAGCCAGAGGAGGAGGAAGAGGAGGAGGAGGAGGAAGAGGAGGAGAGUCUGGACUGCGUGGCGGCGGCGCUGAAGCUGCAGCGCGAGGUGGAGGAGGAGUGCAGCACGCGGGUGUCCCGCCUCCUCAAGACCGGCGAGCACCACCAGCGCCGCAAGCGCAAGAAUCAGUCCAUCUUCAAGCGCGAGCAGAAGGCGGCGGCCACGCUGGGCAUCGUGGUGGGCGCCUUCAGCUUCUGCUGGCUGCCCUUCUUCCUGGUGUCCACCGCCCGGCCCUUCGUGUGCGGCGUGGAGUGCAGCUGCGUGCCGCUGUGGCUGGAGAGGACGCUGCUGUGGCUGGGCUACGCCAACUCCCUCAUCAACCCCUUCAUUUACGCCUUCUUCAACCGCGACCUGCGCACCACCUACAGCAACCUGCUGCGCUGCCGCUACCGCAACAUCAACCGCAAGCUGUCGGCGGCCGGCAUGCACGAGGCGCUGAAGCUGGUGGAGAAGCCCGACGCUGAUGUGUAG
Molecule: messenger RNA, 1589 nt
Organism: Salarias fasciatus (jewelled blenny)
Lineage: Eukaryota; Metazoa; Chordata; Actinopteri; Blenniiformes; Blenniidae
Gene: htr7a
Product: 5-hydroxytryptamine (serotonin) receptor 7a
Exons: 2
Coding region: 105-1589 (494 amino acids)
Biological process (GO): vasoconstriction; adenylate cyclase-activating adrenergic receptor signaling pathway; positive regulation of MAPK cascade
Cellular component (GO): plasma membrane
Molecular function (GO): G protein-coupled serotonin receptor activity
Source: RefSeq, a predicted model, not a curated record